Penicillium atrosanguineum is the source of this 999-nucleotide messenger RNA. RefSeq names its product casein kinase II subunit alpha/alpha'. Gene Ontology annotation, molecular function: ATP binding; protein serine/threonine kinase activity. The transcript is spliced from 4 exons. The record is from RefSeq and is a predicted model, not a curated record. Bases 1 to 999 code for a protein of 332 amino acids. NCBI's taxonomy places the organism in Eukaryota, Fungi, Ascomycota, Eurotiomycetes, Eurotiales, Aspergillaceae. Gene Ontology annotation, cellular component: cytosol; nucleus; protein kinase CK2 complex. Gene Ontology annotation, biological process: protein phosphorylation; regulation of transcription by RNA polymerase III; DNA damage response.
AUGGCGCGCGUUUACGCCGAUGUCAACGAGCACAUGCCUCGGUCCUACUGGGACUAUGACAGUGUGAACAUUUCCUGGGGCGUGCUGGAGAACUACGAGAUCGUUCGCAAGAUAGGUCGUGGAAAGUACUCCGAAGUGUUCGAAGGUAUCAACGUCGUCAACUAUCAGAAGUGUGUUAUCAAGGUUCUCAAGCCUGUCAAAAAGAAGAAGAUCAAGCGUGAGAUCAAGAUUCUGCAGAACCUCGCCGGAGGCCCUAAUGUUGUUGCACUGUUGGAUGUGGUCCGCGACAAUCAGAGCAAAACUCCUAGUCUGGUCUUUGAGGCUGUCAACAACACCGAUUUCCGGACACUCUACCCUCGCUUCUCCGACUACGACGUUCGCUUCUAUGUCUACGAGCUGCUCAAGGCUCUCGACUUCUGUCACAGCAAGGGCAUCAUGCACAGAGAUGUUAAGCCUCACAACGUUAUGAUUGACCACGAGAAGCGCAAGCUGCGGUUGAUCGACUGGGGUCUGGCUGAAUUUUACCACAAGGGCACGGAAUACAACGUCCGUGUCGCGUCUCGCUAUUUCAAGGGUCCCGAGCUACUCGUCGACUUCCAGGAAUACGACUAUUCAUUGGAUAUGUGGUCACUGGGCGCCAUGUUUGCGUCCAUGAUCUUCCGCAAGGAGCCCUUCUUCCACGGCAACAGCAACUCUGACCAGCUGGUGAAGAUUGCCAAGGUUCUCGGUACCGAGGAGCUCUUUGAGUACCUGGACAAGUACGACAUUGAACUCGACCCGCAGUACGAUGAGAUCCUUUCCCGCUUCCCCCGCAAGCCGUGGCGCUCUUUCGUCACCGCCGAGAACCAGCGCUUCAUCAGUGACGAGGCCAUCGACUUCCUUGACAAGCUUCUGCGCUACGACCACGCUGAACGCUUGACUGCCCAGGAGGCCAUGGCACACCCAUACUUUGAUCCUGUGCGAGCUGAUGCCAACAACAACGCCCAGGCCCAAUCGUGA